Linnemannia hyalina is the source of this 420-nucleotide messenger RNA. The record is from the annotation of a GenBank genome assembly. Lineage: Eukaryota; Fungi; Mortierellomycota; Mortierellomycetes; Mortierellales; Mortierellaceae.
AUGAACUUUCUGGCAUUGUGCGCAAGCGGAUACUAUGAUAACAACCUGUUCCACCGCAACAUCAGAGGCUUCAUGGUCCAGACAGGCGACCCAACAGGAACGGGCAAAGGCGGAAACUCGAUCUGGGGCACAAAGUUUGCCGACGAACUUCGCGGAGGAUUGAAGCAUACGGGACGUGGGAUUGUGUCAAUGGCCAACUCGGGACCAGACAGCAACGGAUCACAAUUCUUUAUCACCUACGACAAACAGCAACAUCUCGACACAAAGUACACAAUCUUUGCAAAAGUCAUCGACGGUGUUGAUACGACCCUUGAUGCAAUCGAAAAGAUCCCUGUCGAUGCCAAGAACAGACCCACACAGCCGAUCCGUAUCCUCUCCACCACCAUCCACGCCAACCCCAUCGCCGAGAAAGAGCGAUAA